AUGAAAUUAGGAUAUAAUGAAAUAAUGAUAACAUCAAUGUAUUUUAAUGAUAUUAAUGAUUUUAUUAAUUUAGAAUUAGGCGUUAAAAGAUUUCAAGGAAAUAUGGAACGAUUUCAUUUUAAUCCAAUUCCUUUACAUAAUUAUUCAAGAAGAUUCUUUCCUAAUAUUGAAACAUUUCAUAUUUAUACUGAAAGCAGUAUGGUAUUUAAUGAUGGAAGAAUAAUUAAAUUACUAAUAUGGUAUACAGUAAAUUAUUCAACAUAUUUAAAAGAAAAGAAAAAAGGAAAUAUCUGUAAACAUAUAGAAUAUACCCAAUCAGAUAGAAAUAAAUAUGGAAAUACAAUCACCCCAGAAGUUACAUCACUUGGAAAUUAUUGUUUUAAAUAUUGUAAUGAAUUAACAUCUAUUAACAUACCAACAUCUGUUAGUGAAGUAGGGUAUUGGUGUUUUUAUGGAUGUACAUCAUUAAAAUCAAUUAACAUACCAUCGUCAAUUAGUGAAGUAGGAAAAUAUUGUUUUUCAGAAUGUUCGUCAUUAACAUCGAUUUAUAUACCUACAACAAUUACUAAAUUAAAAGGUGGUUGUUUUAGAGAGUGUACUUCACUAACAUCAAUUAAUAUUCCAUCAUCUGUUAGUAAAAUUGGAGAUUGGUGUUUUUAUGGAUGUAAAUCAUUAAAAUCAAUUAAUAUACCAUCAUCUGUUAGUGAAAUCGGAAAUAAUUGUUUUAAAAAAUGUUCAUCAUUAACCUCAAUUAAUAUACCAUCAUCAAUUAGUAAAAUAGGGAAUGAAUGUUUUAAAGAAUGUACAUCAUUAAAAUUAAUUAACAUUCAAUCACCAAUUAGUACAUUAGGAGGCCAUUGUUUUGAUAAAUGUUCAUCAUUAACUUCUAUUACUUUACCAUCAUCAAUUAAAGAAAUGGGAAAUAGUUGUUUUGAAGAAUGUUUAUCAUUAACAUCAAUUAAUAUUCCAUCAACAAUUAUUGAAAUAGGAUAUUAUUGUUUUAAUGGAUGUACAUCAUUAACUUCUAUUACUUUACCAUCAUCAAUUAGUAAAUUAGGAAAUAAAUGUUUUAAAGAAUGCUUAUCAUUAAAAUCAAUUAAUAUUCCAUCAACAAUUAUUGAAAUAGGAUUUAAUUGUUUUGAAGAAUGUUCAUCAUUAACAUCUAUGAAUAUAGAUAGUCUACAAUAUAUCAGUGAAGAAAAAGUAUUUAUGAAUGAACCAGUGUUAAUUAGUAUUAAAAUACCAUAUAAUCUAGAAAUAAUCAAUGGAAAGAAUAUUGAAAAGAAAAAUAUUAAUGAAUUUAUUAUUCCAUCUUCAAUCACUAAAUUAGGAUAUUGUUGUUUUAGUAAAUGUUCAUCAUUAACAUCAGUUAAUAUUCCAUCAACAAUUAUUGAAAUAGGAUAUAAAUGUUUUAAAGAAUGUUCAACAUUAAAAUCAAUUAAUAUACCAUCUUCAAUUAGUAAAAUAGGUGAUUUUUGUUUUGAUAGAUGCAUAUCAUUAACAACAAUUAAUAUACCAUCAUCAAUUACAUCAUUUGGACGUGGAUGUUUUUAUAAAUGUGGAUGUAAAGAUGAAUUAAAACAAAAUAAAAGAAUACCAAUAGAGUGUUUUGAAUAG
This is a messenger RNA of Entamoeba dispar SAW760, 1617 nucleotides long. RefSeq lists its product as uncharacterized. The record is from RefSeq and is a predicted model, not a curated record. The coding region runs from base 1 to 1617 and encodes 538 amino acids. The transcript has a single exon. NCBI's taxonomy places the organism in Eukaryota, Evosea, Mastigamoebida, Endamoebidae.